AAAGGAAGUGGAAGUGCUACAAGCAAUGUGUACCACGCUUCAUGGUAUGCUUUUGAAAGUAUGCAGUUCAUAAGAGACAAUUACAAACCACUCUCUCAUAGGAGCACACAUGAAGUAGUACCAGUCAUGGAAGCCCCAGCCAGAGAAGGAGAUGGUGAAGGAGAAGGAGAAGGAAGCAUUAGUUUCCCUUUCGAUGUCACAGAAAUGGAGGAGGUGACAUUUGCCACGCCCCCAGAAGACAUUGUGGAAGUGGAAACCACUCCACUCAUCUCUGUGCCUCCACAUGAAAGUGGAUGUGCAACCGUGGCACCCUGUACCACUCCAAGUCCGAGUGGAAGUGGUAGAUCAAGUGCACUGAAGAGAGCCAGGAGAGACCUGGAUGAAGACCGAGAAGGUCUUUUACAGACCUUAAGAAAAGUUGGCGACAAUUUAGCAGGCAGGAAAAGGGACCAGUUUACCCACUUGGGUGACUUGGUCGCCAAUAAGCUCAGAUUUCUGUAUGAAAAUGGCCAUACUACAAUUAUGGCAAGACUUGAGAACGGAAUCUACAGAUGUUUGCAGGAGGCAAACGAUGAACUAAUAAAUGCAAAUGCAACAUAAUUUAUGUAUUCUUUAAAAACAUGUAUAAACGUUGAAAUAUGCAUGUAAUGU
This is a messenger RNA of Schistocerca serialis cubense, 651 nucleotides long. RefSeq lists its product as uncharacterized. The record is from RefSeq and is a predicted model, not a curated record. The transcript has 2 exons. NCBI's taxonomy places the organism in Eukaryota, Metazoa, Arthropoda, Insecta, Orthoptera, Acrididae. Bases 61 to 600 code for a protein of 179 amino acids.